Molecule: messenger RNA, 174 nt
Organism: Heterobasidion irregulare TC 32-1
Lineage: Eukaryota; Fungi; Basidiomycota; Agaricomycetes; Russulales; Bondarzewiaceae
Exons: 1
Coding region: 1-174 (57 amino acids)
Source: RefSeq, a predicted model, not a curated record
AUGCUACGCAUGUGUCACAUAGCCAUGAUAACCUACAAGCUCCUAAGUUGUCUCUGCCAUACCACUCCCCUUCACAAGCCACAGCCAUGUUGCUUGUUAGCCAGGCUUUUCCCUGUAUUCAUCUCAUGCCACCCAUUAAUCAAAUGCCUGCCUCCAUAUGUGCCAACCAACUGA